Messenger RNA from Guillardia theta CCMP2712, 1236 nucleotides. RefSeq lists its product as hypothetical. Gene Ontology annotation, biological process: detection of mechanical stimulus. Lineage: Eukaryota; Cryptophyceae; Pyrenomonadales; Geminigeraceae. The record is from RefSeq and is a predicted model, not a curated record. The transcript has 5 exons. The coding region runs from base 1 to 1236 and encodes 411 amino acids. Gene Ontology annotation, cellular component: membrane. Gene Ontology annotation, molecular function: protein binding; calcium channel activity.
AUGGCGGGCAACAGAGAAGAGCGGCCCGGGGGAAGGCUGCGAGCGAGGACGAGGCAGUCCGACAGGAUGGCAGGAGAGGAGGAGGAGGACCCUGUGCUGAGAGCAGGGAGGUUUUCGAGCCGAGCAGGAGUUCUUGGCAGAGAUACGGAGGACGGAGUCUCUUCUCUGCUCGACCUCCGAAGGCAGGCAGACGAGGUGUCCAGGAGGGCAGGCGGCAUGCGGAAGUCCGUGGUCGAUGCCAAGGUCGCCAUGGUUGCUCAGCGGCUGGCGUUCGAGCGGAGGCUGCAGGUGGGAGAGCAGGACGGCGCUGACCCGGUCACCAAGGCGAGGAGCAGCCAUGCAUGGGCGGAGAUCCCAACGGACCACCUCAAGUUCGGGAAGCUGGUGAAGGGAAGAAACGAGGUGGACGAGGAGGUUCUUGCUCUGAGGAGAGAGAUCGUGGAAGGCGAGCGGGAGUACCGCUCUCUCAUCGUGCAGAAGAGCAAGCUGGACCGCAUGGCGGCGGCGUUCACGUCCAGCCGGGUGAUCCAGGAACUCUCGUCCAAGGAGCUCAGCUACAACAUGACGGACGACAUGAAGAAGCUGCUCAAGUCCACCAACAGACUGAGGAGUCAGAUAUCCAUGCAGGGCGAGGCUGCUCCCGGUCUGAAGGUGCCUCAUCUCAGCUCCUACGGCAGCCCAACGGCGGCUGGGCCGAGAGGGUCGAGCAACAGCAGCGCGGUCAACAGGCAGAACAACGAGAGGCUGGAGUUGAGCCUGCUGAGGGACAAAGUUCAAACUCUUGAGUCGAAGAUAUCAGAAUUUGAGAACAACAUGUCGCUAGCAAGCAUACUGGACGAUUCAGAGGUGAAGCGAAUUGUUGACGAUUACUUACUGGAGGAACACUCGAUAUCAUACCAGCUCGAGGUUCGGACUGGGUCACAUGAAAAGUCGCAGACAGACUGUGAGGUGUAUGUUAGCCUGGCAGGAACGAUGGGCUUCAGCGAAAGGGAGAUGUUGUUCAACCCUCACUACGGCCAGACAAGCUUUGAGAAAGGAUCUGUGAGGUACUUCAUAAUAAGGACUUCGAAAGACCUUGGCGAGUUGCAGAAUAUGACCGUGUGGAUUGGAUCAGUUGGGGACAAGCCCUCAUGGUUCUUGGAAGACAUCAUCGUCUACAACCUCAAGACUGUGAGCGAUGUCUUUGUGUGUGGUGGUCAACUUUGGGGGCUGGGGAGAAGAGUAGGAGGGAGAUGA